GUACUCACUAAUGGCCCAUCAUUUUGACAGCCAGCUCGGGGCAGCAAAACCCGAGCCGAAACCCUCGCCUCCGUCUCCCCUCCCGACCGAGGCAGCCGCCACGCACCCGCGUCGUUGCUCCUGGAAAUCGCCGCCGCCACACGCCUUCCUUAGCUGCACGUGCCCAUCGACCCUGCGCCCGCCGCCUCCGCUCCUCCGUACCUUGCCCCCACGCCGCCACCCGCACGCGCCCCUCCCGACCCACGCACCACGCCGCCAGCGCCGCCCUCCUCCCGCCAUGCUGACGACUCCCACCUCAUCGAAGAAGACGAGGAAGGCGGCGCGGCGGCGCGAUGACGAAGAGACCAAGGGAUCCGCAUUGGUAAGUAGCAAGGAGUCUGGAGAACCUGAUUUGCAGGAGAACACAAACCCCACUCAUCAAGGAAGAUCAAAGAAAAAAGAAAGUGCCAAGAAAAAAGAAAGAGGAAAAAAGAGGAUAUCAUCUGCUUUGGAUUCUACUAAUGAUACAGCCAAUGAGGAAAUUUCAGAGUAUAAUCUUGAUGAACCUACUAUGGAGGAAAAACUAGCAACUCUGAAUUUGAUCAAUAAAGAUAAUGAAGAGCAACCACUCUUUAUGGCACCACCAAGUGCAGAUUCGGUCCAUAUUUUGCUGAAGCAAGCUCUGCGCGCUGAUGAUAAUGUAUCAUUGCUGAAUUGCUUGUACAAUAGAGAUGAAAAGGUUAUUUUUAAGUCUAUAUCACUCCUAACACCAGCAGAUGUUGUGAAGCUUCUCAAGUUCUUUGUAUUGCAAAUACAGUCUAGGGGCGCAGUAUUGGUUUGCUUGCUCCCAUGGCUGCAAACUUUACUUAGUCGACACAUGAGCAGCAUAGUGUCUCAGGAAUCUUCUCUGCUAUUGCUCAACUCACUUUACCAGCUUAUUGAUGCAAGAACAUCAACGUUCAAGUCAGCACAUCAACUCUCUACUACUCUAGAUUACCUUUUCAGCGAGGUUGCAGAUGAUGAAGCAGACGAUGAAGAGGCAGCUCCACCGAUAAUUUAUGAGGACAAGGACACUGACGAGGAAGAGUUUGAAGUUGAUGCUAUGGAAACCGAUGAGGAAGCUGAAGAGCUUGGGGAUGUUACUGAUGCUUCUGAGCAUUCAGAUGGAAGUGAGAUCAUAAGCAACUGAUUAAGUUCUACUCUCCCAAGAUCGGGCUCGCAAGCAUUAAUCAUUACGAUUAGGUGGAAUUCACAAAGCUCAUGAUGGAUUAAACCUCGGUCCUAGCUGUCUGCUGCAUCUGCAUUCGGUUGUUAGUUUGGCACGUGGUGGUAGCUUUGAGGAAGGUUCAAAUUUGAUGGGAGGUUGUGCUUGUACUUUAUUAAGCAUGUAUUGCCAAAUAGCAUCAUGUAUUAUCUCGGUAAAUUUUGCGUGCCAGGUGAAUGUAUUUUGCAAGCUUUUGGGUGGCUUUUGAGCUGAGAAGGAAAGUGAAGGCGAUGUGACAAAAGAAAGCAUUGCCUCGUUCAUACCCUGUAGGAAGGACAAUUGUCUAGAUAUAUAAAGUUUCAGUUCAUGAUAA
Molecule: messenger RNA, 1556 nt
Organism: Phragmites australis (common reed)
Lineage: Eukaryota; Viridiplantae; Streptophyta; Magnoliopsida; Poales; Poaceae
Product: proline-rich receptor-like protein kinase PERK10
Exons: 7
Coding region: 11-1168 (385 amino acids)
Biological process (GO): maturation of SSU-rRNA from tricistronic rRNA transcript (SSU-rRNA, 5.8S rRNA, LSU-rRNA)
Cellular component (GO): nucleolus
Source: RefSeq, a predicted model, not a curated record